CUUAGUAGGGAAUUCGUGAAUAUAUCGCCGUCGAAAAUGACGAUGUCAAACUCGAAGAAAUUCGGAGAAUCGGGAGUUUGCGCGUGAAAGCGUUGGAAAAGCGCCGACGUAGGUCGACGUUAUACGUUAGGGAUGGUGGAGGGGCGUAUGUCGGAUCGUAGCGACCCUCCUUCUCGUUCGGAACGUGCGCGUUUCUCGGCAUCAGCACGUGGCAUCGAAGGGAAGGAUAUACCAGGGGGGUGGCCGCAAACGGCGACGACCCUCGCUCGUCGUCGUUGCUGCUCGCGCGCGAGCGAGCGAACGGCCGUGCGAACCCGUCUCCUUCCAAAAAGAGUCGGCGUUGCCUACGAAGAUCGAGCCUGUAACGCGAUGGCGUGAUCGACAUCGAUGUAUCCUCGUGGGGAUUCUUUCGGACAUACGUCGCAAGAACGUCCAACGACGACGAUUCGAAAUAAUUGGUAUGGACGGUACGAGAACUCGUUGAGGCGGAUAGAUUCGUUCGAAUCUUCCUUACGUUUUCUUCCUUUCACGGAGGGAGGAUUUGUUCUAAGAGGAAAGAAAUUCACGUAGGAGAAAGGGAAGGAAUGGGCCCUUGGGCCUUUGGAGUCCCUCUCAUCCUUGCCUGCGCUUUGGGCCUUCUUCUUAACGUCUACGUUCUACUCGUUGUUCUUGGUCUUGGUAAACAGACGCAGCAGCAACAAACGGCGAACACGUUGCUACUGAUCCAUCUUGGCGCGGUAGAGGCAGCCGUGUGUCUGAUAUUACUGAUCUUUACUACUACACCUUGGCCAGUAGCCGGCAGUUGGUGCGUAUUUCACGGCUUUCUUUUAGCCCUUUUACAUCCUGUCGCAUUGUGGACCGUCACGGGAUUGAACUGCGAUCGAUACUACGCUAUCGCCGCGCCGUUGCAUUACGCGGCACUGGUAUCACCCAGACGAGUGAUCGUCGGUUUGAUAGCUUCCUGGACGGGAGCCCUUCUUUUAUCUUUACCACCGUUCUCCGGCCUGGUACCACCUUACAGAUACAGCCCAGGCUUAGGUUGUUGCGCGCCAGAUUUUGGAAACGGAAGUUGGGGUUCCGCAGCGGCACUUUACGGUGCGGUUUACGCGAUUCUCGGCCUGGCAUUACCGGCGAUUCUCGUGACGGUCUGCAAUUUGCGAGUCCUCGGUAUAGCGCGUUAUCAUCGACACCGUAUCGCUAGUGCGAUCUACGAGGUCACAUUAAGCGCCCAAGUGACCAUCACCCAUCAACGAAAUCCAUUUUUCGUGCCCACGGUCACGGCACCCUCGGCCGGUGGUCCUCCUCGUUUUCAUAGCGCUGCGAGCACGGUGAUGCAACUAGUCGGUUCACUCUAUUUCCUGUAUUUUCCCUACUGCGGAUUUAUACUUUGGGAAUCCUGCGGAGUCGGCGAUCAAGAUCGGCUUCAGGCGCAUCCUCGUCUAGCCUCCUUGGCGUCUCUUCUUCUUGCCUGUUCUCCACCCAUCAACGGACUCCUCUACGGUCUGAAAUCGCAGACUCUGAGGCGAUCCGUGCAAAAUUAUUGGCGAAAAAAGGCGACCAAGUCCGAGUUGCAACAGGAGAUACAGGCGAGAACGCCAAGCGUGGCAGGCUCGAGAAGGCCGUCGGGAAGUGGAACCGGCUCCUUCUUUCCUUUUCCUCCGUUACAACGACGUCUCAGCGAAGCUCUCUUGGCGAUUGGUAACUGCAGAUCAGGAAAUAGCAUCGAACACGGGAAUCUUAAUUUUCAUCGUACGAGAUUACAACCCGCGGCUUCGUGUAACACGCUUAGAGUACCAUCGGCGGAAUCAGGCGAAACUGGCAAAUUGGUGAGAUCCAGCGCUAGCGCGGCGAGUCUAAUGGGGCCGCAUUAUCGAGGCGAUUUCGCGGGCAACGAGAUCGGGACUGGUUGUUCCAUGGCUACGAACGAAACGCCCAGACGAAGUCCAAGGAUUCUUAUAACGCGUGCUUGCAGCGAGGAGAGCCAAGACGGUGGGAGUCCGCUUCUUCGGAAAUCUUAUCUUUCGAACUCGGCCCAUCCAUCCUGCGAAAAACGCAGAUGGAGAUAUUGUAGUACCGGAAGCGAUAGUAGUACUGGGAGUAGCGAAACGAACGUUUGGACGACCGGCGUUGCUCAGAAAAUGGGGAAGAACAAUCUGAAGAAUAUGACGGACGUUUGGCCAGCGAGUCGACGAUUGAUACGCGUGAGAACGCUCGAGGAAGAUUCUCUUUCGACGGGCAUCAGGCCGAACAACAACAGCGAGAGUAGCGAUACAACGGAUACCACAGCGACGACGACGACGACGACGACGACGACGACGACCUUACCGAUCAAGGCCCAAAUGCUCGAGGAUGGAGAGGAAAUCGAUACGAGAAGGAGAAAGGGAUCGAGGAAGAACGAAGAUAGGGAUCGAAGCGAGAGCGAGAAUAGUUGGAGCAGCGUGGAAGAGAUCGAGAUGAAAGAGGUGAUCGAGAAAAGGGAAGAGGAAGAAAAGGACGAGGAGCGAUCGAAGGAAAGGAAAAGGUCGAGAGGGUCCCGCAGGAAGAGAAGAAUAACGCAGAGGGGUAAUUCCGAGGGAUCCGAGGAUCGAGAUGACGCGGCACAACUGAGGCCACUUUUGGCUCCCUCUUCUUAGAAUCGUUUCGUCCCUCUUUUUUCCUGAUUCGUCCCGGUACGGAGCUGAACACCGUCGUAUACCGUUAGGCUGGCCGAAUUUUAUCGGAGAUCGUCGAAAUCGACGCCGAAUCCAAUCCAAGAAACGAUACGAGGAGAACGCGUAUGCGUUUAAUCGCAACCCACGUACCUCUUCGCGCCCACGUACUCCUUAACGCACAAAAACGUCCUGAUUCGUUUCGCCCUCGCAUAACCGAAAAUAAUGUCGAU
This is a messenger RNA of Vespula pensylvanica (western yellowjacket), 2881 nucleotides long. RefSeq names its product beta-3 adrenergic receptor-like. Gene Ontology annotation, cellular component: membrane. Gene Ontology annotation, biological process: G protein-coupled receptor signaling pathway. The record is from RefSeq and is a predicted model, not a curated record. Gene Ontology annotation, molecular function: G protein-coupled receptor activity. NCBI's taxonomy places the organism in Eukaryota, Metazoa, Arthropoda, Insecta, Hymenoptera, Vespidae. The coding region runs from base 585 to 2633 and encodes 682 amino acids. The transcript has 11 exons.